ACAGCGGGUGAAGGGAGUAGACGGCCAUUUUGUCGGCCAGGAGCUGCAGCGAGUAAGGGGGAAUUUUAUUCCUGAUCCGACCACUCCUUUCCUUCGGGCGUAUAAGCACUGAUUUUAUUUUGGUAAUUAUUUAUUUGAGCACCGCGUGGAGUCCGGGGCGCGGCGGGUUUGUGAUCUUAACUCCCCGAGAUGAGUUCGGUGGACAUCCGGAAGCUGAAAGUGAAUGAGCUGAAGGAGGCGCUGCACAAGCGGGGCCUCGACACAAAGGGUCUCAAGGCUGACCUGCAGGAGCGGCUGCAGGCUGCCCUCAACCGCGACGCUGCCGAGGCGGCGGAGGAGCAGGAAGUGGUCGCGGAUGUCGCCAGCGACGGGCACUCGCGGGAGGAGAAGACGGAAGAGCCGGCGACCAGGGCCUGUGAGGGUGAUGGUACUGAUGCUCAGGAUCCAAGCUAUGGUGGAGCUGUGAACUCCUUUAAUCAAUGCAAUAAUCAAAGCAAUGACUUUGGAAGGUCCAGGCAAGAAAGUGUAGAGAGACCAGCCACUGAACAGGCACCAGUCAAGCAGGAAUUUCAACCAGUUACAGUAAAAGAGGAACCUGUGGAUCAAGCGGCAGUCAAACAGGUGAUACCACCAACUAGAAAGAGACCCUUUGCAGACCAAGGGCAUGGAUAUUACGAAUACCGAGAGGACAGGAGUUAUGGUCGCAGAGCAAAAUCUCCCCAGCCACCUGCCGAGGAUGAUGAAGAAGAAAUUGAUGAAUCUUCGGUGACUAUUGAUACUUAUAACUGUGAUCUGCACUUUAAAGUAGCUAGAGACCGCUUGAGUGGCUACCCCUUGACUAUUGAAGGAUUUGCAUAUCUGUGGUCAGGAGCACGAGCAACAUAUGGGGUCAACAAGGGGAGAGUUUGUUUUGAAGUUAAGAUUAAUGAAGAAAUUCCAGUUAAACAUCUCCCUCCAACUGAGCCUGAUCCCCAUGUGGUUCGUGUUGGUUGGUCGCUUGACUCGUGUAGUAUGCAGUUAGGCGAAGAGGAAUUCUCAUUUGGGUAUGGAGGGACAUCAAAGAAGUCAACAAGCUGCAAAUUUCAGGACUAUGGAGAACGAUUUUCUGAAAAUGACGUGCUGGGCUGCUUAAUUAACUUUGAAGUUGGUGAAGACGUGGAGAUGUCCUAUACCAAGAACGGAAGGUGGCUUGGUGUUGCGUUCAGGGUCAAAAAAUCAGCUCUUGCUGGACGUCCAUUGUUCCCACACGUGUUGUCAAAAAAUUGUGCUGUUGAGUUCAACUUUGGCCAGAAGGAUCCCUGGUGCAGAAUUCCUGACGGGUUCACAUACAUUCAGCAUGUGCCCUUAGAUCAACGGAUGCCAGGGACAUCAGGACCAAAAACAAAGGCAGAGUGUGAAAUCCUGAUGAUGGUUGGACUCCCUGCAGCAGGGAAAACAACAUGGGCUGCAAUGCACGCAGCCAGCAACCCACGGAAGAAGUACAACAUCCUUGGUACAAAUGCCAUCAUGGAGAAGAUGAAGGUGAUGGGGCUUCGACGUCAACGCAAUUAUGCUGGCCGUUGGGACGUCCUAAUUCAGCAAGCCACCCAGUGCUUGAACCGUCUUAUCCAGAUUGCCGCUCGCAAGAAACGCAACUAUAUUCUUGACCAGACAAAUGUUUAUGGAUCAGCACAGAGACGAAAAAUGCGUCCUUUUGAAGGGUUUCAACGCAAGGCUAUUGUAAUUUGUCCUACGGAUGCCGAUUUAAAAGAACGGACAAUAAAACGCACUGAUGAGGAAGGAAAGGAUGUGCCUGAUCAUGCAGUUUUAGAAAUGAAAGCGAACUUCACCCUGCCAGUCGUAGAUGAUUUCCUAGAAGACGUGACUUACGUCGAGCUUCAGAAGGAGGAGUCCGAGAAGCUGGUGAGCGAGUACAACGAGGAAGGAAAACGGGCCAUCCCUCCCCCUGAGAAACGCUUCGACAACCGGUCUUCUGGCUUCCGUGGCCGAGGAAACUUCAACCGAUUUGACAAUCGUGGUGGGCAGGGAUCUCGUGGCUUCAACCGUGGUGGAUUCCGUGGAGGUUACAACCGUGGAAGUAACCCACCGAACCGCUGGCCCAGCAACAGUAACAACAACCGUGGCACCUACAGUCGGACCCACAGCUACAACAUGGCGCGAGCACCAACCUACAACAAGACCACCUACAAUCAGAGCAUGCCAACGCCAGUCGCGCCAACAACGACACCGGCUCCUGCGCCACCUCCACCACCACCAGCACCGGUUCCUGCACCACCAGCGCCAGCGCCUGCGCCAGCACCGGUAACGUACGGGCAGACCUACGGCCAGGGCUACAGUCAAGCAUACAAUCCUAGUUACAACUAUGGCACCUACGGCAGCUAUGCGAACUACAGCCAAGGCUAUACUCAACCCCAAACUGCCACACAAACUUACAGUCAGCAGUAUCCAAACCAGUACCAGCAGUACGCUCAGCAGUGGAGCCAGUAUUACCAGAGCCAGAAUCAGUGGAAUCAAUACUAUGGGAACUACAACUACGGGAAUUACUCAGGAGGAUCGCAGAGCUCCGGCACGCAGUAGAACCAAUGCUGAAGCUAUUAUCCAAACCAUUUUUUAAAAGAUUAAACACAGAAUAAUUCUAUGAGCAGUCAGUUGUAAAAAGGUUUUAAAAGCUCUGUUUGGGUGUAUGACACACCUCAAUUUUCUGGCAUUUUGUGUCAUAUAGUAGUAGUAAUUGUAAAAUUAAAGAAAAGAUGCAAAAGAAUCAAAAAUUUAAGAUUCUGAGAUGUUUAAUGUAAUGACGUCUUUUUAGAUUUUUAUGUAACUUUUUACUGUCAGUAAGCUAUUUUGUCAAGAUAACUAAUGACAAAACUUCAAAAACAAUUGGGUGACACUUUGAACAUGUUAACUUUUUUAUAUAAUGUAUAAGGUUCAUGUCUGCUUGUGCUUUUCUGUUCAGUCUGUUUGAAACUGCUUUUGUAUCUGGGAUAAAGUUAAGAGUUAACAACCUUACAAAGCUUUUGGUGUUAUUGCUCUCAAUUAUGUCUUACCAAAUUUUGUGUUUGCGUGGUAUGUAAUUAAGGGCCCAACAAAUUAUUUGGAUCGUUUUUAGUAUUGUAGUGACAAGAAGUGACAAGGAAUGUUCAGAACUAUUUCUAAAACUGCAGCAGCUCCAGAAUUUGUACAAUAUUAAGACAGGAAGUCAUAUCACUUAACAAACACUCCAUAUUAUGUACAAACAAAAACACUUCACAAUAUCUCUCAGGCAGUUUGCUUUCUAUCACCUUCAGUUUCACCAAUAAACUGAAACGAUUGUCUUCCAUCUCUCAAAGUUGACAAAACAUUCUGUUAAUAAAACAAAUCUGCCUAUCUCUCAGUUUUGGGUGUUUUUUAAACCUCACUUGCUCUAUGUAAACCUCUGUUUUGGAACAGAUGUUUGAGAGGUAUCACUCAGUCCUAGAGAGGCAAAUGGAUGGUUGACUUGGCUCAUUGUCUUCUGUGGAGUUGUGCAUGUGACAGAGCCUGUAACUCCAUCCUUUUGCCUCGAUUUCAUUGUAGUUAUUCAAAACAAAGAACCUAAAUUCUGGAAAGUAUAAUGUGUUCCUGAGCACGAUUGUUGUGUUUGUCUCCGAAUUCCAAUCCCAGUGCACAAACUGUUACUCUCUGUCCUUGUAUGAAACAUGGAAUGGGCAAAAGGGCUUCCUUCUAUGUCGGAUUGUUUUUGAAAUGGAAAGUUGAUGUACUGUUUCUGCUUAGGAUGCCUUGCUGAUGGAAUUUUUGGUUACAUCAAAUUACAGCCACUCCUUGAGUGUUGGGGUUAUCCCAGAGAACGAGAAACUGCUUGGCUUUCCCAAGAUGGUGUAGAGGCAGUCUCUGAAUAACCUGCUGAGCAGCACAGCCCAGGAUUAUUUCCAACUUUGAUUCAGAUCAGUGCCUGGUUAGGUAGACACUCUGCAAUCAGAUUUCUCAGUUUGAAUUUAAGGUUCAAUGUCAAGUUGGGGUCUCAAAGGUAAGUAAAUGAGAGUUCUAGGAACCACUAUGGCUUUGGGAGGUUGUUUUUAAAAAAAAAAGCGUAGGUGGAAAAAGGCUGGAUUUUUGGUACCUAUUGAUGCUAUGUUAGUCAUCUGUCACUCACUGGCCACUUUAUUAACUUCAGGAGUGGAACCCGGUGUGCCCUAUUGCUGCUGUAGCCCAAGGUUCGAUGUGUUGUGUCAGAGAUGCUCUUCUGCACACCACUGUUGCAAUGUGUGGCUAUCUGAGUUACUUUCGCCUUCCUGUCAGUUUGAACUCGUCUGGCCAUCCUCCUCUGAUGUCAUUAACAAGGCAUUUUUUCCCCACAGUGUAGCCACUCGCAGGAUAUUUUUGUUUCUCACACCAUUCUCUCUAAACUGUAGAGAUAGUUGUGAAAAUCUCAGCCAAUCAGCAAUUUCUGAGAUACUCAAGCCACCGUCUGCCACCAGCAAUCAUUCCACUGUCAAAGACACAGUUCAUACCCAUUCUGAUGUUUGGCCUGAACAACAACUCUUCAUCAUCUCUGCUUACUUUUAUGCAUUGAGCUGCUGCCACAGGAUUGGCCAAAUAGAUGUUGCAGUGACGGACAGGUGUACCUAAUAAAGUGGCCAUUGAGUGCAUGUAGUGGAAGGAGAUGAGUCAUGAGGGGCUUAAACCAAGGGAUCUAGUGGGAGAGAUUUAUGCUAGGUACACAAAGUGGUCUGCCGCUCUGGGCGGCAUUAAAUUUGAUUUUAAAAUGAGUAUAAACAUUGUUCAUUGUGCUACAUUGUAAACAAAGCAACUGAAUUUUGUUUUCCAUUAGUCGCUGUGUAUCAAAAUGGAUGAUAAAUCUCUGAAAAGACUAGUUAUGCCAAGAGUUUUAUCCCAGUGGUUUUUUAGUGCGCAUGUUAUAUGAUCAAUGAAUAACAGUCAUGAAAAUGCUUAUGUACUGUCAGGCUGUUGACGUGGACUGAAUGCUUGAUAGUCAGAAUGUUUGCUUUCUUGCUCACGCCUGCCGUUUAACUUUACGUUUGAUUAAAUGCUGAAGUUGUUGCUCUGUGAUUAUGUUGGUGUUUUGUUACACUGCCUAAAACUAAACAAUGUCUCAGCAGAAAUAAUCAUUAAAAAGUACAUUUUUUUAAACUCA
This is a messenger RNA of Hypanus sabinus (Atlantic stingray), 5134 nucleotides long. It is a transcript of the gene hnrnpul1l, whose product is annotated as heterogeneous nuclear ribonucleoprotein U-like 1 like. Gene Ontology annotation, molecular function: protein binding. The transcript has 15 exons. The record is from RefSeq and is a predicted model, not a curated record. NCBI's taxonomy places the organism in Eukaryota, Metazoa, Chordata, Chondrichthyes, Myliobatiformes, Dasyatidae. The coding region runs from base 190 to 2577 and encodes 795 amino acids.